Molecule: messenger RNA, 398 nt
Organism: Funneliformis caledonium
Lineage: Eukaryota; Fungi; Glomeromycota; Glomeromycetes; Glomerales; Glomeraceae
Source: the annotation of a GenBank genome assembly
GGGUAAAACCACCCCUAAUUUCCGUAAAAUUGAAUCCUGAUCCAGUCCAAGACGGAAAACCAGAACAUUUUGAUGUUUCCGGAACUUUAGAUGUAGAUAUUCCGGCAUCAGCCAUACUUAACGUUUAUUAUGCAGAUCCUAACAAUAAAACAAUCAUUGGCGAUGUCAGUACUAAACCGAUGUGUACUGAUAAUUGCCCAAUUAAAUCUAAAACUGAGUUUAAAGUAUCUGAUGAUACUAAGACACCAAGCUUACCAGAUCCAUAUGCUAUCAUAGUUGCUGUUUCAAAUGAUCAAAAUGUUCUAGGCUGUGCAGCUCUCUCAACUAAUAAAAAUGCUGCUGAAGAACUUGAUGGAAAUAAUGGACUUGAUGGUGUACUUGACCUUCUUUUUCAAUAA